GCUUUGAUAUUAUGCUCAAGCGCUUAUGGCACCUUGAAUACAUUUAGGAUGAGGCACCCCCCUCUGCCCUGACAUAUAAUAUCACCUUGGACUCCUCCGGGAUUUCUUGCUAUUGUAUUGGUAUGAACGAAAAUAAACUACGUCACCGAGACCUGCAAACGUGGUGAAACAAUUAUGGGCGUCACAUGGACGGAGUCCUCACUCAAUCGCACCGCCCGCAAAGGAUACAAAAGAGCCUGCUCUAUAAGCACUUCAGGUCACUCAGAACAACCUAGAGACAACCGACUACUUCGUUCGUUUUCGGGGAGCUGACUGUCACUCGUUUCGUCAUGCCGCUCUUUCCACCAAUUACGACCUUUCCGGCUCUCGCUAUUCGAAAGAUUCAGGAGAAGACUAUGGAGGUUUUCGAGGCGCCAACAGCUCAGGCACCCAACUCUCCCAAUCGAGCUUCUGCCGUCCUCGCUCUCGGAUGCGUCAUCGGCGGCUGCUUGCUUCUGGUCGUGAUCGUGGUCAUCACAGCGUCCAUCAACCGUGCCCGUCGAGCGCAGCUGACUCUACCCAUGGGGGAGACAUCUAUCGAGGUCUCCGCAGACGACGUCGAAUUGGACGGCCACCACGUGUACUAUCACCCGAUGCCUCUUCCUCGAGCCCGGUCCGUCCCCGCUGAUACAGCCCUGCUCCACAUCCACACCGGCGAGUUCUUCUCCAACCGGCGCCCCGUCACUCGACCCGUCACGCCAGAAGACCUCGCCGGCUUUCACCCCACUGGUGGUCUCUACGCAACGGUUCCUAUCCCGCUGCAGCAACAGAUCUAUCUGGAGUCUCGGGGCCAUGUCGUGGUACCGCCGCCAUUGGCUCAUGCACCCGCUGACGUCGUUGCUGCGUGUGGGCGAGGCAUCCGAGCUAUCCAUCGCCGGCAUGCUGUUUGGCAUCCUCGAGUUGUCUCGCAGCAGCGCAAUGCGAGCGUUGAUACACUGCCUCGGUAUGAGUCGCCGCCGCCGGAGUAUGAGGAGGAGAUGGAUCUUACGGAUGCGGAUGUGCCCGUGGUACCUAGAUAGACAAAGCGCUGCGCGGCUCUCCGUCGUUACGAAUCUUUCACGCCAUAGGCGGGAGUAGGAGCUUGCGAUGCAGCA
Molecule: messenger RNA, 1133 nt
Organism: Trematosphaeria pertusa
Lineage: Eukaryota; Fungi; Ascomycota; Dothideomycetes; Pleosporales; Trematosphaeriaceae
Exons: 1
Coding region: 330-1058 (242 amino acids)
Source: RefSeq, a predicted model, not a curated record